AUGAGCGAUCCACACUUGCGUCAUGUGCUUCCCUGGCACGAACUCUUGAAUGCUUUCAAGCAGGGUGAUGGCAGCGAGAUUGUGCUACCAUCAGGUGUUUGUGGACGAAUUCACGCUCGCAGCGCCGAAGUACGUCUUCAAGUGCAACAUCGGAAGUAUCUCACUGAGGAGAUGCUUUGCAGCGAUUUGAGCUGCCCGACCACAAGGAAGAAGACGUUUUGCAGACCUGCAGGGAAGGGCAAGAAGGAAGUUUUUUGCAUAGGUUAUAACCGCGACCACGGUCGACUGAAAGACCCCAUUGCUGCAGUUCACUCCAUCGAACGCUUCCUGGUUCUCUUCACCAAGGCCAUAGACGACUUUGCAGCGCAGGAGGUCGCGAAAUACCCCGCCGAGCGCAUUUGGGGCCAAGCCUUACCGACACCAGAGUACCUGGAGGAAACCCGGGAGAAGUUCUACGCAAGACCAGAGACCUAUCGACCCGAGCAUGACCUUUUUUGGGCGCUCUUGAGCGAAACCAAUCGCUACGAAUUCGAGGAUGCUCAGCGUGACGGCGUAGAGCCCGAAGAGGAGCCCAACGAUUUGUUGCUUUUGCUGUCCUUGGCGCAACGGGGGCAGAUGGAUAUCCCGAAUGCUUUGAGCAUGACCUAUGGAGGUCAAGCGGUCGGAAAUGGUUUCCGGUUUUUGAUAAUUUACCAUAUUCUGCCUUUCUAUCUUUGGUGCAAUGCCAUCAUCGCCUGCGGAUGGCAGAAGGAGCCUGAAAAGUGGGGUCCCCUGGCAGGUCCGGCGGAGGAAUACAACCUCAGGAGACAGAUCAGCGAGGACUGUGACUUCUUUACCUUCAUUCCUAGUUGGAGGCGGCUGAUCUCGCCAGACCUCCUCUUCAUUGACCUUGAUGUGACCAAGGACGUCCUCAAGCGUUGCUUCCGGUUGAUGUAUUUGACGAGGAUGAUGUGUGCAUGGACACCCGACGGCUUGGACUUGCAGAAUGGGCGAUGGGCACCGGAGGACCUGCGACAUGGUUUCGAGGCCGUCUUUGGGAAGAUUCUUCGUGAUGCGGAGUGA
Messenger RNA from Durusdinium trenchii, 1062 nucleotides. The record is from the annotation of a GenBank genome assembly. Lineage: Eukaryota; Dinophyceae; Suessiales; Symbiodiniaceae.